Messenger RNA from Chaetomium globosum CBS 148.51, 1935 nucleotides. RefSeq lists its product as uncharacterized. The coding region runs from base 1 to 1935 and encodes 644 amino acids. Gene Ontology annotation, molecular function: phosphatidylinositol-4,5-bisphosphate binding. Gene Ontology annotation, cellular component: exocyst. Gene Ontology annotation, biological process: exocytosis. Lineage: Eukaryota; Fungi; Ascomycota; Sordariomycetes; Sordariales; Chaetomiaceae. The transcript has 2 exons. The record is from RefSeq and is a predicted model, not a curated record.
AUGGCCGUCGGGCUCACAAACAGCCGGCAUGCUGCCGACGAAGAAGCCCGAGCCGAAGUCGAUGUUCUCAACUCCCGCCUGGAGAAGACGACGCAAUUGACCAAGAAGAUCCAGGCGUGUUUAGGCAGGCUUGAGGCGACAGGGAAGAGUGUCCGAGAUGUCGCAGGGCCAUUGAACGGGGAGACAAAGAGGUUGCAGAUACUCGGCAAUAACAUCGAAUCCGUCCUCUCAUCCAUCGAACGCCUCCGCCAGCCUGCCGACAGCAAGAAUGACGAAGAACAAAUCAUCCGGAUGGGUCCAGACAAGGCUGGCCUACCGAAUUACUUGGCAUCCAUCAAACGCCUGAAUAAGGCCCUCAGUGACAUGAAGGCGUCAAACCUCCGGUCAACGCAACAGACGGUCACCGAGCUUCAACGACUAGUGAAACUCGGGAACACGCAGCUCGAAAAUUCAUUCGACAAGCUUCUUAGAAACGAGACGCCGCGCGCAAUCGAGCCGCUACACUUCAUCACCAAAAACAAACCAUUCCCCGUGCUGUCGCAGGACAAGUUCGCCAGGCUGGGCCUAAUGAACUCGUUUGUUGCCGGAGUUUACCGGCAAAGCGCUGGCGCUGUGCCCCAAGAGUCGCCAAUAGCAAAAAUAUACAUCGAAAUCCGGUCACAGUACCUCUCAUCGGCCCUUGUAAACCUGGCGACGGCAAGCACCAACACGGCUAAGAAGAAGGUCCCAGAUGCGAUCUACCGGGCCGGCACCAGCGGGAUAGGGACAUAUGCCCAGGCGAUGGAGGGUCUCUUCGUCUCCGAAUACGAGAAUAUUUGCAACAUCUUCACCCGAGACGACUGGGGGCCGGUAUUCGAAGCUACAUGUCAAUCAUCGUUGGUGGAGUUGGGGAGGACACUGAGGGAACUGAACGGGCAUAUCAAGGCGCAUAUGACCACCGACUGUUACCUAGCGUACGAAAUAGUCGAGAUUCUUUCGGAGCUGUCGAGCAACCUAGAGAGGAGGACAGGCGAGCUAAAGAACCCAUUGGCCGCAUCACUAAAGCCGGUUCGCGAAACCGCCAAGUCCUCAUUACCAGAACUCUUAGAGGAUACCAAGAGGCGGGUUAACGGCCUGCAGUCACUUCCACUGGAUGGCGCGGCGGUCCCGAUCGUGUCCGAGACCAUGAAGCGGUUACAGACCAUGGUGGACUUCCUCCGACCAGUCUCGAGCAUCAUGGUCUCCCUUGGCGACGGAAAUUGGAAAUCGGCUUCUGCUUCGCGAGGUGGAGGAGGUGAUGCCGCCCCGAGUCUCGCGUCCUUCGACAUCGGUGCCGACGGCAAGGAGAUCUUUGCGCACUACUGCACCGACACGAUCGAAGCGCUCAUGAUGGCGCUCGACGCCCGCGCCCGCCUCCUUUUGCAAAAGAAGCCUGUUAUGGGUGUCUUCCUCGCCAAUUGCGUCACCAUCAUCGACCGCAUGAUCCAGACCUCAGAACUCGCCGCCCUGUUGGAGGGCCGCCUAGGUGCGCUAGAGACGUGGCGAAAGAAGGCCGCUAGCUUCUACGCCGACAGCACCAAAGACGUCAGCAUGCACCUGUUCGACGUCAUCCACACGGGUCGCGGCGGCGGCAGCGGACGGCCCACGUCGGGUCAGGGCGGCGCCAUGGUGAUCGACUCGGCGUCAAUCCUCAAGAGCCUGAGUUCCAAGGACAAGGAGAGCAUCAAGGGCAAGUUUUCCGCCUUCAAUACGUCCUUUGAUGAAAUGGUGCUCCGCCACAAGGGCUACACCAUGGAGCGCGAGGUUAGGCAGAUGUUCGCCAAGGACAUGCAGACCAUGAUCGAACCGCUCUAUAUCCGCUUCUGGGACAGGUACCACGAGGUGGACAAGGGCAAGGGCAAGUACGUCAAGUACGACAAGUCAGCGAUUGCGGCUGUGUUCCUGACGCUGUAUUGA